GUGCUGCUGCAGCAGGUGCUUCCCUUCAACUACUCGUUCGUGCUGCACACAUCCAACCCCGUCACACAAACGCCGGGCGAGAUGCUGGGCGAGGUGGUGGUGGGUAUGGGCGAGACGCUGGUGGGCAACUACCCCGGCCGCGCGCUAGGCUUCACGGCGGACCUGCUGGACGGAGGCAGCGGUGCCGGCCCCACGCUGGUGUCGCUGCCCUCCAAGCGCACGGCGCUGCGGGCGCCCGGCGCCGCCACCCUCAUUGCGCGCAGUGACGCCAACGCCGAGGACCUGGAGCAGUACGCCGCGGCGGGACUGUACGACAGUGUGACGCUGCAGCCGCUGGUGUCCACGCCGCCCGACUACGCCUCGGAGCCGCUGAUGGGAGACCCGGGAGCGCGCACAGACAUGCUGGGCCGCCUGACGGGGCUGGGCAAGACCGUGCAGGUGCGCGCGCGCGUGUGUGUGUGUGUGUGUGUGUGUGUGUGUGUUGCAACGCGGAGGCGGAGACGCUGCAGCGCGCCAGGACACGCUGGCGAUGGGUAACUGUGGAAUGGAGGCAUUCGUAGCUC
Molecule: messenger RNA, 563 nt
Organism: Chlamydomonas reinhardtii
Lineage: Eukaryota; Viridiplantae; Chlorophyta; Chlorophyceae; Chlamydomonadales; Chlamydomonadaceae
Exons: 5
Coding region: 82-537 (151 amino acids)
Source: RefSeq, a predicted model, not a curated record